Molecule: messenger RNA, 616 nt
Organism: Schistocerca nitens (vagrant locust)
Lineage: Eukaryota; Metazoa; Arthropoda; Insecta; Orthoptera; Acrididae
Gene: IFT20
Product: intraflagellar transport protein 20 homolog
Exons: 3
Coding region: 289-600 (103 amino acids)
Biological process (GO): protein localization to cilium; intraciliary transport; centrosome localization
Cellular component (GO): intraciliary transport particle B; centrosome; cilium
Source: RefSeq, a predicted model, not a curated record
UGUGUUAGCGAUAUUGAAUAUGACAGAAAUGCUCGCAAAGUUAGGAAUUUAUUUCGAUGACUUGACCAAAAUACGAAUUCUCGAACCGGAAGUAGCCGAACAGACAAAUGAGCUGAAUGAAGAAUGCAAAACUUUUGUGGAAAGUAACUAUAUUUUCAUUAAUUUUGUAUAGCGUGAGAACAUUUAACAUGCGGUAUGCAUUUGGUCGUUUGAAGGUGGUAGGUAAUAAGGUAGUAAAUUUUGGUUCAGUGUGUGUCCACAGCCCCGAAAAGUUUUACAAAUGAAAACAUGCUACGUUGUAGGCUGUACAUCAAUGUUCUUUACUUCAAAAUAACAGAAUUUCAAAAACUAGUUGAUGGUUUUAUAUCAGUGAUGGAAAGUUUGGCAAAAGAAGUGGAAAGGGAGAAAAUGAAAGCAAUUGGAAUAAGAAAUAUGCUUAAGUCUGUAGCAAAACAGAGGGAGUCUGAGCAGCAACAAUUACAGGCGCUAAUAAUCGAGAAAUCCACAGAACUGGAACGGCUUCGAAUACAGCAUCAGUCAUUACAGAAAACUGAACAAGAGCAAGAAGACAUAAUUGAAAAUCUGGUACUGAAUCACUGAUUUUGAAAUACUUGUG